Bombyx mori (domestic silkworm) is the source of this 3467-nucleotide messenger RNA. RefSeq lists its product as uncharacterized. NCBI's taxonomy places the organism in Eukaryota, Metazoa, Arthropoda, Insecta, Lepidoptera, Bombycidae. Gene Ontology annotation, cellular component: lysosome. The transcript has 12 exons. The record is from RefSeq and is a predicted model, not a curated record. The coding region runs from base 295 to 2538 and encodes 747 amino acids. Gene Ontology annotation, molecular function: cysteine-type endopeptidase activity.
UCACCUUCGCGCCCAACUCACAAGUCACAACUACUCACAAGUUUGUUUAUUAAAAUUUGUUAGUUGUUUUUUUACUCAGUAGUUCAGUACAUAGUUCCUUCCGUCCGCAGCGAAUUACGAAACUGUGCAGUGUGCAGUAAUUAUUAAUAAACAAAUAUUGAAACUUGAAACAACAACUGUUGAACUUAAAUCAAUCUAAUAAUUACCACAAAUUUUUUACUAAUUAGAUUUUGAUCCUAAGCUCGGCCAAUGAACUUAUAUUAAUUCGUGUGCUAAUUAUAAUUAUUCUACAAAAUGAAAAAAUGGUGGAACUGGGUACUCGGUUUUGCUUUGAUUUGUUUAUUAUUCGUAGCUGUUCCUCUUACGUUGUCCAAUCAAAAAGGCAAAGAAGAGUUAAAGCCGAUGUUUGAUGAAUAUAUUCAAAAGUAUAAUAAAAGUUACAAAAAUAAACCCGAUGAAUACGCAGUGAGAUUUGAACAUUUUGUGGCAUCUGUGCGCGAAAUUGAAGAACUAAAUGCGGCUGCGCGUGGCCCUGAGGAGCACAGAGCCAGAUAUGGUUUAACCAGAAUCUCGGAUAUGUCCAAGCUCGAAUACAAAGAGAUUCACUUAUCAGAUGAGAGACUUAAGAAAUCACCUCAUUUGUAUGGCAAGAGUUGGAGCAAGUUCAGAGAUCAGAAACCUGAAAAUACUGUUGGAAAUGAUGAUAAUGAUACACCCCACAGCAGCCACCAGAGAAAUAGAACGCCAUGUGCAAAUGAACCUCAUAAUAAUGUUUAUGUAAUAAUUAGGAAAAAACGUGCUACUCUUCCAUUGAAGGUCGAUUGGAGAACGAAAGGAGUUAUAGGACCUGUAAGAGAUCAGGGUCUAUGUGGAGCGUGCUGGGCGUUCAGUACAGUUGGCACUAUCGAGUCUAUGCAAGCCAUCAAGACUGGCACUCUAAUGCCACUCAGUGUGCAGGAAGUGAUUGACUGCGCCGGUCUAGGCAACAGCGGAUGCGCGGGUGGGGACAUAUGUCUUUUGCUAGACUGGUUGACCAUAACCAACACGGCUAUACAGCACGAGAAAGAGUACCCGCUCCGUCUCAUGAGCGGCGCAUGCAAGGCCACUAAGAACGCGACCGGCGUGCGAAUAUCCACUUUUACUUGUGACGAUUUCGUCGGUGCAGAGGAGAAGAUAUUGGAAGCGUUGGCCACACACGGCCCGGUCACGGUCGCUGUCAACGCCCUAACUUGGCAGAAUUAUCUCGGCGGAGUCAUACAGUAUCAUUGCAGCGGUGCACCGGCUGACUUGAAUCACGCGGUCCAACUUGUUGGCUACGAUUUGACGGCCGAAGUGCCUUACUACAUCGCCAAGAACUCGUGGGGAGCCGACUACGGAAACGGUGGCUAUCUGAUGUUGGCCGUGGGCACCAACAUUUGUGGUCUGGCCAACGAAGUCGCGACCGUAGACGUUCUAUCAACUAUAAAAAUGAACAGAAACACAUUAAAAUUUGUAGUGCCCCUGUCUUUUUUAAUUUUGAUCCUAUGUGGUGUUUUAAUAUUAAACGUUGUUUUUACGAGGGAACUCGAUCAAAAUGAACACUUUGAAAACGUUCCCACGUCUAAAGUAUUCGAUGCGUAUUUAAAGAAAUUUAACAAGAGUUACACCGAAGCAGAAUACAAAAUACGAUUGAAAUAUUUCAGGGCAGCUUUGGUGGAUAUCGCGAAAAAGAAUCGAGAAACGGGAGCCGUUUAUGGUCUAUCUGUAUUAUCGGAUCGAUCUCAGGCGGAAAUACGUCGACGGUUCAUUACUCAAUCUCGAAUAGCGCCGCGCUUAAAAAACACGUAUAGCAAUUGCAGCGGUAAAAUUUACCAGAAUUUAGCUACUGACAAUUUAUUUUCGGAAGACCUACCGGACUAUAAGGAUUGGCGAGAAGAGGGAAUGAUCGGACCUGUUUUGAAUCAAGGAAAUUGCAAUGGCUGUUGGGCAUACAGCAUAGUUGAAACCAUGGAGUCUAUGGCUGUAAAACAGAAAAUGAGUCACACACGUCUUAGCAUACAGGAAUUACUAGACUGCGUUAGUGUCUGUGAGGGCUGUAAUAAAGGCCACGUCGAGGAGGCUCUGAAUGAAAUGUGUAUUAAUGAUACCGUGGUUACAACAGAAGAUAGCUAUCCUCUUGGGAUAAGUCGUGGAAAUUGCAACUCCAGUACAUUUAAGGGCAGAAAGAUAAAGGAGUACUGGCAUUACAGUUUUAUGGAUGAAAAUAUUUUACGUCGCGUGAUAGCCCACCAUGGACCCGUCAUAGUCAAGGUGAACGCUCAGCCCUGGAUAAAUUAUCUUGGAGGCAUCAUCCAGCGCGGUUGUAUGCGCAGUGAAGACGGAGCCACUUUGGAUCACGCCGUUCAAAUAGUCGGCUACAACGCGCGGGGCAGUGUACCCUACUAUAUAGUGCGCAAUUCUUACGGUGCCGACUUCGGUAUCGGGGGCUAUGUAAAGCUCGCCAUGUACCGCAACAUUUGCGGUGUAGCUGAUGAUGUGGCAUUUUUGACAGUUUAUUAAAACGUGUCAAAGUUAAAUUAUUAACUUCAGGAAAUUAAGAUAGCUAGUUUAAUUUAGUUAGUAUUAUAAUCUUGGAAGUUUUAAUUGGGAAAUCUGCUAACUUCGGCUUCGUAAAGCGUAUGGAGGGUAGAGGUAAGGAGAAUCGUCUCAUAUGGGAGAAGCUUAAAAGAGUGUCCCACUUUCAGCACUAAAUAACAGUUCAAAAAUCCUCCAGAAUGGCGCUAGCAUAGGCACAGGGUAUGAUAUGAAUUGAGCAGUUGUUAACUGAUUGAAGUAUGUUGAGUUAGGAAAUUUAAUAUAUAUAAUGACUAGAGUAGUUAGUCACAGUGUAAUAUACAAGACCUCACAUGUUUACGUAGUCCAAAUUAAUUUCGUCAAUAUAACCUAAAAUUAUUGCUGUGGUAAAACGUGGAGACAUCGAUUGCAUUUUCUUAUCAGCGUUAAAUAGAAUACUUUUGUGAUUUUGUAGUUUGCUUACAGUUCUUUCGUCCUUUUUUAUUUCUCUAUUUUAUUCUAAUAACUUUCAGCGCCUUUUUUUUUAUUUACCCGGUUGCUACUGUAGUGCCACCCUUAUUUAGCAGAUUUUAACGGGCACUUUUUACAUACAGAGUUACUACCCUCCAUAGUAAAGCAUCUCUGUCGCAAACGUUAAAUUGUACGACAGAGAUAGCGCUCUAUGAAGCCGAAAUUAGCCGAUUGUUUCUUUCAAAAGGUCGAAGAGCAAUAUUUAUCGCCGGUCACUGUAUAUUCGAAGAGGAAUUGAAUGCAUGCUUUGAUUUCGUAUUUCCCUUUUAAUACUAUUAAAAUUUAAAUGUAACAACUAACUUUUAUAAUACAGUACCACCAUAACAAUAAACUAUAGUAGGUAUAUUUUUGUCACUAUAAUUGAAAUAAUUUGUUGGUUAAUAAAGGCAUACACUAUAAUUAGA